Molecule: messenger RNA, 1065 nt
Organism: Pistacia vera
Lineage: Eukaryota; Viridiplantae; Streptophyta; Magnoliopsida; Sapindales; Anacardiaceae
Product: probable receptor-like serine/threonine-protein kinase At5g57670
Exons: 5
Biological process (GO): protein phosphorylation
Molecular function (GO): ATP binding; protein kinase activity
Source: RefSeq, a predicted model, not a curated record
AUGGUCGGUCAAGGCGGGUAUUCGGAAGUAUACAAAGGCAAUCUUUCUGAUGGAAGAACCAUUGCUGUGAAGAGGCUGGCAAAGGACAACAAAAGUGCAAACAAAGAGAAAGAAUUUCUAAUGGAAUUGGGCAUAAUUGGGCAUGUAUGCCAUCCCAAUACCGCAACUUUAGUCGGUUGCUGCAUAGAAAAUGGACUUUAUCUGAUAUUCAACUUCUCCCAGAAUGGCAAUCUGGAAUCUGCAUUACAUGGAAAAAGAACCAAGUCCCUGGAUUGGCCUGUGAGAUACAAGAUUGCCCUGGGAGUUGCCAGGGGUCUUCAUUAUCUUCACAAAUGCUGUAAGCACCGCAUAAUUCACCGCGACAUAAAAGCCUCAAAUGUCCUUCUUGGACCGGAUUACGAGCCCCAGAUUGCUGAUUUUGGACUUGCAAAAUGGCUUCCGAAUAAAUGGACUCACCAUGCUGUGAUCCCAAUUGAGGGCACAUUUGGCUACUUGGCACCGGAAUACUUUCUGAACGGAAUUGUUGACGAGAAAACUGAUGUUUUUGCAUUCGGAGUUCUUCUCCUCGAGAUCAUUACCGGGCGAAAACCUGUCGAUUCAUCGCAGCAAAAUCUUCUCUUAUGGGCAAAGCCCUUCAUGGAAUCCGGAAACAUCACAGAACUAAUUGAUCCGAGCCUGGAAGAUAAAUAUGAUUCAGAUCAAAUGCACAGACUAGUGCUAGCUUCUGCCUAUUGCGUGCGACAAUCCUCGGCUUGGCGCCCAUCAAUGAGCGAGGUGUUGGAGUUACUGACAAAAGGGCAUGAUUCUGAAGCUGCAAAGAACUGGAGGAUGCCAAAGUGUACUUCUGAUUCGGAUGAGUUGAACGAUUUCUCCAUGUUUUUUGGAUAUCAUGUGCCAACAGAUAUUGAUUUGGAGGAGUUUCUGUAGAGAAAUAUUUUAGUCAAUUUUUUUUUUUUUUUUAAUUUCUCUUACAAUUGCAAAGGAUUCUGCUGACAUGAAUUAAAGAGAUUUAGGUGACUGAGUAGAAGAUCCAGCAGAACUGGCUUCCUUUCAAUGUAACUUUUA